Alternaria burnsii is the source of this 1878-nucleotide messenger RNA. RefSeq names its product proteasome subunit alpha type-3. Gene Ontology annotation, cellular component: proteasome core complex; nucleus; proteasome core complex, alpha-subunit complex. Gene Ontology annotation, biological process: ubiquitin-dependent protein catabolic process. The record is from RefSeq and is a predicted model, not a curated record. Lineage: Eukaryota; Fungi; Ascomycota; Dothideomycetes; Pleosporales; Pleosporaceae. Bases 1 to 1878 code for a protein of 625 amino acids. The transcript is spliced from 5 exons.
AUGAGAGGACGGAUCGCACCAACUGGUUUCGAGAACGCCGCAAGGGACUCGGAAGAUCGCAACGUUUGCGGGCGUUGUGACUUGCGUUCGUCGGUGCUGAUGCCUCUACAGUGGGUGUCGGGGACCGGGGAUGCUCUCCUUGGCGCGCUAACUUCAAUAGGCACGGGCUACGACCUGUCCAACUCGGUCUUCUCCCCCGAUGGUCGAAACUUCCAGGUCGAAUACGCGGUCAAGGCGGUCGAGAACGGUGGCACAGCGGUUGGCAUUAAGUGCAAGGAUGGCGUCGUACUCGCUCUCGAGAAGCUUGUCAGCAGCAAGCUCCUCAAGCCAGGCGCGAACAAGCGGAUAGCAACCGUAGACCGUAAUAUGGGCAUCGUAUCUUCCGGUCUCCUCCCCGACGGUCGCCACUUCGUCUCCCGCGCCCGCGAUGAAGCAGCUCAAUGGCGGCAGAUGUACAAGGCACCUAUUCCCUCUUCGUCUCUUGCCGACCGCAUGGGAAGCUAUGCCCAAGCAUAUACUCUUUACUCCAGUGUCCGUCCAUUUGGUAUAACCGCCAUCCUUGCAGGCUGGGAUUCUGAGGCAGAGCUACCAGUAGAUGGCCAAGUCGGUUCUGGGCCUGCUGUUGGUUCGGGAGGCAAGAAGGAGGGUGCGAAGCACGGUGGGCCAUCACUCUACAUGAUCGAGCCUAGCGGUCUAUAUUGGGGUUACUACGGUGCGGCUACAGGCAAGGGCCGCCAGGUCGCCAAGUCGGAGCUCGAGAAGCUCAACCUCGCUGAAGGACAGCUAUCACUGGAGGAGGGUGUCAAGGAGGCAGCACGCAUCAUCUACGUCGCGCACGAUGACAACAAGGACAAGGAGUUUGAGCUUGAGAUGACAUGGAUCAGCAGUCUCGACGGUCCUACCAAGGGCAGGCACGAAGAAGUACCCAAAGACAUCCGGGAAGAGGCUGAGAAGUUAGCAAAGAAGGCACUAGAGGGAGACGACGAUGAUGACGAGGACGAGGAGAAGAUGGAGGAUUUGAAAACCAAGUCAACAACUUCCAUAAGUACCAUACGUCACGCGUCUCUACCUCCACCUACACUCCCUCUAUCUAACCAAUUGCUGUUUGCCAUCAUGCCGCCAACUCUUAUACUCAUCCGCCAUGCUCAGGCAGAACACAAUGCCACCAGCGACUGGUCUAUCCGUGAUCCUCCACUUACCGAGCUGGGCGAACAGCAAUCCCGCGAGCUACACGAGAGUCUGAAAGCGAGCAAGAUCGGCAACGAAGUUGAACUCAUUGUUGUGAGCGCUCAAAGACGGACGCUUCAGACUGCCACUAUUGGACUAGACUGGCUUAUCAAGAGGGGUACAAAAGUUAUACCUGACGCAAACUGGCAAGAAAAUGCCGACAAGCCCUGUGAUACUGGAACACCCAUCGACCAGAUCUCUAAAGAAUUCCCGCAAUACGACUUCUCAGUUGUAGACCCUUCGUUCCCAGAUAAGACAACAGGCGGAGCCAAAAACCCAUACGCCUUUACCGAAAAGGCUAUCCUAGCACGUGGACAGAGAUGUCUCAAGGACCUCUACUCGCGUCCCGAGAAGGUUAUUGCCGUUGUCUCGCAUUCGGGUUUCCUGCGCACGGGUGUGUGCAACCGCAUGUUCUUCAACGCCGACUGGCGUGUCUUUGAGUUUGACGAGGAUGAGAUGAAGAAGAAUGCUGGAUUCUUCGUGCUGAAGGAGAGUGAGGAGACGGAGAAGAAGGGCGGAGGUAUGGGCAGGAGUGAUAUCGGCGUCUUUGGUAUCGUACCUGGGGACUUCCCGCCGGAGGUUGAGGAGGAGAUAGCUGCGAACAAGGCACAGGUUGAUGACGAGGCUACUAAGCAGAAUCCGAGUGCUUGA